Messenger RNA from Trichophyton rubrum CBS 118892, 354 nucleotides. Its product is annotated as dolichyl pyrophosphate Glc1Man9GlcNAc2 alpha-1,3-glucosyltransferase. The transcript has 3 exons. Gene Ontology annotation, cellular component: endoplasmic reticulum membrane. Gene Ontology annotation, molecular function: dolichyl pyrophosphate Glc1Man9GlcNAc2 alpha-1,3-glucosyltransferase activity. Lineage: Eukaryota; Fungi; Ascomycota; Eurotiomycetes; Onygenales; Arthrodermataceae. Bases 1 to 354 code for a protein of 117 amino acids. The record is from RefSeq and is a predicted model, not a curated record. Gene Ontology annotation, biological process: protein N-linked glycosylation.
AUGGCUGACUACUAUCCUUCGCUGACUCAAUGCGCCCUUGUGGCUGCUGCGUUCAAGAUCCUCUUGUUCCCAGCGUACAAAUCUACCGACUUUGAAGUUCAUCGCAACUGGCUUGCGAUCACUCAUUCUCUCCCGGUCAAGGAAUGGUACUAUGAGAAAACAUCAGAAUGGACCCUGGAUUAUCCUCCGUUCUUUGCUGGGCUAGAAUGGUGUCUAUCCCAGAUUGCUGCAUUUAUGGACCCGGAUAUGCUCAAGGUGCAGAACCAAAACUAUGACUCCUGGCAAACGGUGUACUUCCAGCGGGGCUCAGUUAUUAUUCUUGAGUUGAUGCUUGUUUAUGCCUUGAAUAGGUGA